Molecule: messenger RNA, 3360 nt
Organism: Aphidius gifuensis
Lineage: Eukaryota; Metazoa; Arthropoda; Insecta; Hymenoptera; Braconidae
Gene: ClC-b
Product: H(+)/Cl(-) exchange transporter 7
Exons: 9
Coding region: 227-2707 (826 amino acids)
Biological process (GO): chloride transport; transmembrane transport
Cellular component (GO): lysosomal membrane; intracellular membrane-bounded organelle
Molecular function (GO): voltage-gated chloride channel activity
Source: RefSeq, a predicted model, not a curated record
GGCCUAAGUUACGUAUUAAAAAAAUCCCAGGAUAAAAAAAUGUGUACUGUUAUUGUGUCGUCAUCAUUAUGACUUAUUAUCAAAAUAUGAUGAUUCAGUUUAUUUAAAAAUUUCGAGUGAUUUCCGUUUUCUUUCCUUUAAUUUUAAUUUUUUUUAUCAAACAAUUUAGUUUACUAAUGAUUUGCUCAUUUAAUUUUAUAUAUGAUAACAAGUUGUGACAUCAAGAAUGCAAGAAGAAAUAAUAAAAGUGAUUGAACCAGAAAUAAAUAUUGAUAAUAAUAUAUCAAUUAAUUCAGAAAUUAGGGAGAUUGAUGAACUCGAUCAUGGUGGUAGUUCUAGUACUGAUGAUGAUAGUAAAUUAAUAAAAACAAGACCCAGAAAUAUAUUUCCAUCAUAUUACAAUGAUAGUGUCAGUGCUAGAUUUAGGAAUAAUGGAUACAGUAGUGGAGCAUAUGCAUUCAAUAGUUUGAUUGAAAGUGUAUCACAUAGACAAUCAAAUAGAGUUAAUGAUGAUGAAUUUAAACCAGGAUCAACAGAUUUUUUAUCAGCAAAUUAUGAUAGUCUUGAUUAUGACACUUGUGAAAAUCAUUUUUUGCAAAAUGAGGAGAGAAAAAAAGGGUAUAAAUUUAUUGUCAGAAAAAAUUUGGCAAGAUGGUUUAUAUUUUCACUUAUUGGUGUAUGUACUGCAUUGAUUGCAUGUUUUGUUGAUAUAUCAAUUGACUUGUUAUCUAAUUUAAAAUAUGGAGCUUUAAAAUCAUAUGUUGAUUAUUGUAUAAAAAAUGAUUGUCUAUGGUUUCCAUAUUUUAUGUGGAUAAUAUUUAAUAUUGUGCCAGUUUUAGUUGGUGCAUUUUUAGUAACAUAUGUUGAGCCAGUUGCUGGUGGAAGUGGAAUACCACAAGUUAAAUGUUAUCUUAAUGGAAUUAAAAUACCUCGUGUUGUAAGAAUUAAAACACUAUUUGUUAAAAUAAUUGGUGUUAUUUCAACUGUUGUUGGUGGUCUUGCUGCUGGUAAAGAAGGUCCAAUGAUACAUGCUGGUGCUGUUGUAGCUGCUGGUUUAUCACAGGGUAAAAGUACAACAUUUAAAUCAGAUCUUAAAAUAUUUCAAUACUUUAGAGAAGAUCAUGAAAAACGUGAUUUUGUUGCUGGUGGUGCAGCAGCUGGUGUAUCAGCUGCUUUUGGUGCUCCAAUUGGUGGAGUAUUAUUUAGUAUGGAAGAAGGAACAAGUUUUUUUAAUCAAAGUUUAACAUGGAGAAUAUUAUUUGCCAGUAUGAUAUCAACAUUUACAUUAAAUAUUGUAUUAAGUACUUAUCAAAAAGAUCAUCGAGGUGAUAUAUCAUAUUCAGGUCUUUUAAAUCUUGGUAAAUUUGAUACAAUGACAUAUAGUAUUUUUGAAAUUCCAUUAUUUAUGAUUGUUGGAAUAAUUGGUGGUUUAAUGGGCUCACUUUGGAAUCAUAUUAAUUUUAAAAUAACAUGUUUUCGUGCUAAAUAUGUUAAAGAAAAAUGGAUGAAAAUUAUUGAUGUUAUUGUUAUUGCUGUUAUAACAGCAACAGUUGGAUUUGUAAUGAUUUGUUAUAUGGAUGAUUGUCAAAUUGAGGGAAAAGCAUCAACAAAAUAUCCAGUUAAAAUGUUAUGUGAUGAUGGUAAAGAAAGUGCUAUUGCUGCACUUUGGUUUCAAACACCUGAAAGUACUGUUCGUUCAUUAUUUCAUGAUCCAAAAGGUUCUCAUAAUGACUUAACAUUGGCAUUAUUUGUUGUUGUAUAUUUUUUUUUGGCUGCAUCAACAUUUGGAUUGUCAGUGUCAGGUGGAAUUUUUAUUCCAUGUUUAUUAAUUGGUUCAGCUUGGGGACGUCUUUUUGGUUCUGGACUUGCUAAAAUAUUUCCAUCAGAUAAUUUUUUAGAUCCUGGUAAAUAUGCAUUACUUGGUGCUGCUGCACAAUUAGGUGGUGUUGUCAGAAUGACAAUAAGUUUAACAGCAAUAUUAAUUGAAUCAACUCAAGGAAUUUCAUUUGGUUUACCAGUUAUUAUUGUACUUAUUAUGGCCAAAUGGGUUGGAGAUUUUUUCAAUGAAGGUAUUUAUGAUAUUCUCAUACGAAUGGCAGGAGUUCCAUUGCUACCUUGGGAAGCACCACCACUUGCAAAUAAUAUUUAUGUUAGUGAAAUGAUGAGUCAUCCUGUUGUAACUCUUAAAACAACUGAAAAUGUUGGUCAUAUUGUGGAGCUAUUAAAAUGUGUCAAAUUCAAUGGAUUUCCUAUUAUUGAUCCACCAACUGGAGACCAAGCACAGAUACAUUAUUAUGGAAGAUUUAGAGGAUUAAUAUUGAGAUCUCAAUUAAUAGUAUUAUUAAAAAAUAAAAUAUUCAAUGAAUAUUAUGAUGACUGGGAAAAAACAAUGUCUACAAAUAUAUUUAGAAAUGAAUAUCCAAGAUAUCCAAAUAUUGAUAAUAUUUAUAUAACUGAAGAAGAAAAAACAUUUACAAUUGAUUUACGUCCAUUUAUGAAUCCAUCACCGUACACACUUCAACACUCAAUGACAUUGCCACGAGCAUUUAGACUUUUUCGAGGUCUUGGUCUUCGUCAUCUACCUGUCGUAAACGACACUCAUGAAGUAAUUGGUAUGAUAACGAGAAAAGACGUAGCAAGAUACAGAAUAUGGAAACACAGAGGAAAAAUGGGACUCGAUGAACUUUUAAUAACAGACAAAAUAUGAUAUUAAUAUUUUAAAAAAUAGCAAAAAAAUACGUAUACUCAUUUAAAAAAGAAACAAAAAAACUACACUCGGUAUUUUAUACAGUGUAAUUAAAAUACUUAUUUUUAAAAUUGAUAGAGUAUAUUUUUUUUAACGAUUAAAUAUAAGUAGAAUAAAAAAACCUAUAAAGACAAGUAUUUUUAAAUUAAUUGACAAGAUAUAUUUAUUAAAAAAAUAUUUUAUUAAUUCAAUAAAUUAUUGAUAUUAAUUAUUUACAAAUAAUUGCCAUCCAAGCCAAGACCACAAUUUAAAAAAUAGAUAAAUUGGUAUGAUGACAAUUAUAAAAAGAAAAUAAUAUUCAUAGCUUGAUAGAUACAUUUUUGUAUUUCAAUUUUUUUUUUUUCCUUUUAAUUUAUUUCAAUUCCAAUAAAUCAAUUGACGCAAACUCCUCAGGAAUCUGAAAUUAUAUAUUGUAAAAAAAAAAAAGAUAAAAAAACAAAUAUUAUUGUAAAAAUAUUUUUAUUGUUAUUUUUAUUAUAAAAAAUAUUAUCAUAAAAAAAAAAAAAACAUUUAGCUGAUAAAAUUUACUGAAUGAUAAUUUUUUUUAUUUUUUUUUUAACAAAAUGUACAAUGAAGAUAAUAUGCUUGAAUUCUUAUUGAGCCAAUCAAUUGCG